AUGCAGUUACUGCAGCUAUCAAGCGGAUGUGAGUCAGAGAUAGUUAGAAACAUGUCAGUUACAGAUCUGCUAAGACCGAAUAUUCGGAAACUUGUGCCGUACAGAUGUGCGAGAGAUGACUACAAGGUCGGUAUUCUUUUGGAUGCCAACGAGAAUACAAGCGUGACGGCGGUUAGCGACCUUUCAGAGGCUGAAAAGCGCCUGGAUCUAAACCGAUAUCCGGACCCCCAUUUGGUUGAUGUCAAACAGCUUUUGUGCAACUUGCGCAAUGCAGAGGCUGCAAAAUCUGGACUGCCUGCCAGCUUGGCUCCUCAGAAUAUUUGUCUCGGCGUAGGGAGUGAUGAAUCAAUUGAUGCAUUGCAGCGAGCUCUGUGUCGGCCGGGCACCGAUAAAAUCCUUAUUUGUCCGCCAACCUAUGGUAUGUACAAGGUGAGUGCUGAUAUCAACGAUCUAAGCGUUGUAUCUGUGCCACUUGACGAGAAUUUUGACCUGCAAACGGACAAGAUCAUCGAGAAACUCCAAGCUGAUCCGACAAUCAAAAUGGCUCUUGCGUGCUCCCCGGGCAAUCCGACUGGCAAGCUGCUCAAAAUGGAUGAUAUUCUGAAAAUUACCCGGGCAUGGACCGGUGGUGUUGUAGUUGUUGACGAAGCCUAUGUUGAUUUUAGCGGUCCAUCCUGUGCAACCUUGGUUACAGAAAAUGAACGCUUGGCUGUGUUGCAAACUCUGUCAAAAUCGUUUGGAUUAGCUGGACUGCGUUGCGGAGUCACUUUUGCUCAUGAAAAUCUUGCAAUUGCGCUCAAUUCUAUGAAAGCACCCUACAACAUCUCCUCUAUCACGGCUGAGCUGGCUCGUCGAGCUUUGUCGCCGGCAAGUAUCAAGAUUAUGCGUGAUGGUGUUGCUCAGAUUGUUGCCGAACGCGCCCGUAUGGUUGCCGAGCUCCCUAAGAUUGACGGUCUCGGUAAAAUCGUUGGUGGCUUGGACGCUAAUUUCGUCAUGGUGCAAGUGCUCGACAAAGCCGGCGGUGUGCCUUCGAACGAGCACGCCCUCAAAAUAUACAAGCUUCUCGCAGAGACAAAGCAAGUGGUUGUCCGCUACCGCGGCAAUGAGCUGAACUGCGUGGGGUGCUUGCGUAUUUCGAUUGGAACCAAAGAUGAAAACGAUACAGUUAUUCAAGUCCUCGAAGAGGCCCUUUCAGAAUAG
Messenger RNA from Wickerhamiella sorbophila, 1200 nucleotides. Its product is annotated as Histidinol-phosphate aminotransferase. Bases 1 to 1200 code for a protein of 399 amino acids. Gene Ontology annotation, molecular function: L-histidinol-phosphate:2-oxoglutarate transaminase activity; pyridoxal phosphate binding. The transcript has a single exon. The record is from RefSeq and is a predicted model, not a curated record. NCBI's taxonomy places the organism in Eukaryota, Fungi, Ascomycota, Dipodascomycetes, Dipodascales, Trichomonascaceae. Gene Ontology annotation, biological process: L-histidine biosynthetic process.